Symbiodinium sp. CCMP2456 is the source of this 1233-nucleotide messenger RNA. The record is from the annotation of a GenBank genome assembly. Lineage: Eukaryota; Dinophyceae; Suessiales; Symbiodiniaceae.
AUGGUGUUCGGCCUGAAGCUUGGUCUUCCCAAAGCUACGAAGGCAUCGGCUGAGUCUCCAGACAAGAGUUCGAAGGCAGAGGGAAGCGGACGGAGUAACUCCAAAGGAGACAGGAGUGGUGGUGGAGGGGGAGGAGGCAAAGGAGCACUUACCGUCAAUGAGUUUGUUGCUCGCACAAAGCGAUAUAGAGAAAGAGGGCUGGAGCCAACGAAACCUGAACUCAUUGCCUACGCACGGUACUUGGGUAUAGAUCCCAUCACAGAUGGUGAUCUCAUGUGGAUAGCAGAUGAGGCUCUUGCAGCACCACUUCCAUCCGAAUGGACAGAACACCACGACAGUGCGGAUCGGGUCUUCUACUACAACGUGCAGACCCAUGCCAGCUCGUGGACACAUCCUCUCGAGCAGAUGCACCGGGACACGUACAAGUCGAUUGUGCAUUAUCGCAGCGGAGAGGUCUCCAAGGAGGAUCAGGUGACUGAGCUCGAGAGGCUCAAGAGAAAGUGCGACGACGCAGAGCGUGAGUCCAUCAGAGAGCUUCAGGCGUGGUCAGAACAUACUGACGAGGGAGGUCAGAAGUUCUUUUACAAUCGCGAGAAACAGGUCAGUGUGUGGACGGAUCCACGGCCUGCGCGUUGCCAUGCCCUGUACGUGCAGAUGAGAGCUCUCCGCGACAUGAGCAAGCAUUGCGGGCAGGCCGUUCCUGGCCUUGGCCCAAUGGAUGACCCGCGGAGAGAUAAGCUUCGAAUUCAGCAGACGUUGGUUAUGGGAAACGUAGAUCCUCUGGGCAGAAGUACUAUGCGUGAUAAAAGAGAUGAUGACAGUCGAUUGGCUGGCGGAAGUGGCACUGCAGGCCAAAAAGACGAGGAGAAGAAAAAGAAGAAGAAACACAAGGAGGGAAAGCACAAGAAGGAGGGAGGCAACGAGGAGCUUCUGGACCUGACCGAAGACGGCGAUGGGGAGAUAGGAGCUCCGGACAUCUUCAACAAGAAGUCUGGCCUCGACGUCAAGAAACCCUCGUUGUCUGCCGUGGAGGAGGUGAGACAGGCGCUUGGUGUUGCUCCUGGCAGCAACGCUGCUGGCAGCCAAAGUCCACGCGGAUUGUCUGGCGGACUGCCCAGCAUAAACCAGGGCAGUUUUGGCCGCUUGCCACAAACACCACCAGGUGAUGGUUUAAGCUCCGUCGGCCGAGCAAAGGUAAGGGCAGGCAUUCGUUUAGAGCCGAUCAAGGGCUAG